Molecule: messenger RNA, 3276 nt
Organism: Hyaena hyaena (striped hyena)
Lineage: Eukaryota; Metazoa; Chordata; Mammalia; Carnivora; Hyaenidae
Gene: INA
Product: internexin neuronal intermediate filament protein alpha
Exons: 3
Coding region: 60-1559 (499 amino acids)
Biological process (GO): intermediate filament organization
Cellular component (GO): intermediate filament; cytoplasm; postsynaptic intermediate filament cytoskeleton
Molecular function (GO): structural constituent of postsynaptic intermediate filament cytoskeleton
Source: RefSeq, a predicted model, not a curated record
CCUCUUCUCUCCUCUGAACCUUCAGCCGCAUCCGCUCUCCCGGCCCUGGUCCUGGCACCAUGAGCUUCGGCUCGGAGCACUACCUGUGCGCCUCCUCCUACCGCAAGGUGUUUGGAGAUGGCUCUCGCCUAUCCUCGCGCCUCUCCAGCGCCGGGGGCGCGGGCAGCUUCCGCUCGCAGUCGUUGUCCCGCUGCAAUGUGGCCUCCUCCGCCGCCUGCUCCUCGGCCUCGUCGCUGGGCCUGGGCCUAGCCUACCGCCGGCCGCCGGCGUCCGACGGGCUGGACCUGAGUCAGGCGGCGGCGCGCACCAAUGAGUACAAGAUCAUCCGCACCAACGAGAAGGAGCAGCUGCAGGGCCUCAACGACCGCUUCGCUGUGUUCAUCGAGAAGGUGCACCAGCUGGAGACGCAGAACCGCGCGCUCGAGGCCGAGCUGGCCGCGCUGCGGCAGCGCCACGCCGAACCGUCUCGCGUCGGCGAGCUCUUCCAGCGCGAGCUGCGCGACCUGCGCGCGCAGCUGGAGGAGGCGAGCUCGGCGCGCGCGCAGGCCCUGCUGGAGCGCGACGGGCUGGCCGAGGAGGUGCAGCGGCUUCGGGCGCGCUGUGAGGAGGAGAGCCGAGGGCGCGAAGGCGCGGAGCGCGCCCUGAAGGCGCAGCAGCGCGAUGUGGACGGCGCCACGCUCGCCCGCCUGGACCUAGAGAAGAAGGUGGAGUCGCUGCUGGACGAGCUGGCCUUCGUGCGCCAGGUGCACGACGAGGAGGUGGCCGAGCUGCUGGCCACGCUGCAGGCGUCGUCGCAGGCCGCGGCUGAGGUGGACGUGGCUGUGGCCAAACCAGACCUGAGUUCGGCGCUGAGGGAGAUCCGCGCCCAGUAUGAAUCCCUGGCUGCGAAGAACCUCCAGUCAGCCGAAGAGUGGUACAAGUCCAAGUUUGCCAACCUGAACGAGCAGGCAGCGCGCAGCACCGAAGCCAUCCGGGCAAGCCGUGAGGAGAUUCAUGAGUACCGGCGCCAGCUGCAGGCCCGCACCAUCGAGAUCGAGGGGCUGCGUGGGGCCAAUGAGUCCCUGGAGAGGCAGAUCCUGGAGCUGGAGGAGCGGCACAGUGCAGAGGUGGCUAGCUACCAGGAUAGCAUCGGGCAGCUGGAGAAUGAUCUGAGGAACACCAAGAGUGAGAUGGCUCGCCACCUUCGGGAAUACCAGGACUUGCUCAAUGUCAAAAUGGCUCUUGAUAUUGAGAUUGCAGCUUACAGGAAACUGCUGGAAGGUGAAGAGACACGUUUUAGCACCGGUGGAUUGAGCAUUUCAGGGCUGAAUCCACCUCCCAAUCCAGGUUAUCUGCUCCCACCUAGAAUCCUCAGUUCUACAACCUCCAAAGUCUCAUCCACUGGGCUGUCUCUUAAGAAAGAGGAGGAGGAGGAGGAAGAGGCUUCUAAGGUGGCCUCUAAGAAAACCUCCCAGAUAGGGGAAAGUUUUGAAGAAAUAUUGGAGGAGACGGUCAUAUCUACUAAGAAAACCGAGAAAUCAAAUAUAGAAGAAAGUACCACUUCAAGCCAAAAAAUAUAAUUCUGAUGCUUAAAAGAAGUUAAUGCUUAGGAGGGGAUAAUAUGCAUUUGACUUGUUAAAGAGCCUAUUCCUGAACCAAAACACCUGUCACCACUACAAAAUGUCUUCAAGGCUUCAGUCUCCUAUUUAGCAUUGAGUCCUCACUUUCUCUAAUAACAAAAGCACCCCUUAGGUUGGAGCAAACUGCAGUCCUAGCACAAUCACAGACGAGUUAUCUAAGAAUUCCGCUUUCUCACCUAAAGCUCAGGCUUCACAGCAUUAGAUGAUUCAGGUACAGAGGAAGUACAAAUUAAGGUGCUAAAUCUGUGAUCGUCGUCAUUUGCUGUGAAUUGAAAUUAAAACUUAUAUUUGCUCAGUAUACCCAGACAACACCCUGCUAUAUAGUCUCACUCUAGGUACGUAAAACAUAAGAUCACUGCCAAAGAUACACCAAUGGUCCACAUCCAACACCACUCUGACAAAACUGCUUCACAAGUGAUAGGUGGUUGUUUAAUGGACACUUCCUCCCACCUCUCACAAUUCCUUGUAUCCUUUUCUUCCAUUCAGGAAAAAAGAAAAAAAAAAAGGCGAGUAUAGUAUUCUUCCCUCUUAAACACAUUUAGGUUCUUCUCAAAAGAACGUACCCCCUUUAGCUCUCUUUGUUCAAUGGGUAAAUUAGAUGCAUGUUGACCAUUCAUGGAAUGACUUCUUCCUGCCCAUUUCAUGCCCUUCCAAUUCUAGAAGGAAAACAAAGAAAAAGCCGUGAUAAGUUUUAAGGGUUGCCCCAACAAAUACAAUAAUGAAAAGAGUCCCUAGAUUUUAGGCUUUCAGCUUAUUCAAAUCCAUUUAAUUAGGGGGAAAAAAGGUACUUUAUUAAGAAUGUAGCUGUUCACUUUAACUUUAGAAACACAUUUAUAGUGCCCCAAGCUGUGAUUAAGCUGACCUUAGAUUUAGUAGUAUACGCUAGAAGAGGUGAGUAUUUGUGUGGAUGGGAAAAGCCAAGGUCUCAUUGAUCUGUGUCAGUUCAUUUGUGGUGAUCUAGAAUUAGCUGUUUCGUGCCCUUACCCUUAGAGCCCACUUAUCCCCCUUGCCACAGUCUAGGUCCGAAAAAGGGCUUGCUUUUACUCUCCUAUGCCUUUUAAGAGUGCUAAGUGUAAUUAAGUUAAUCCCCAGAACACAGUGCUACUGCCCAAAAGUAAAAGAAAUCACCUCUGGUCAAUCAACACCACCAGCAAGCAUAAAAAAUAAAUCUUUCUCUUGUCUAAUAAAAGAGUCCUGCCCAACAGUUUUCCCAUUGCUGCGUGGUUGGUGAGGUCUCCCUUCCCUACUGGAGAGGCAGUGAUGCCUAUACUAGAGAAGGGGUACAUAUGCUCCUACUCAUGUGCUAGGAAGUACAUUCUGGAGAGUCAGCUUUUCAUCUGCCCAACUGUGUAGCAGCCGCAUUGCCCCAUCUCCCACAUACAUGUGCCAAGUUUGAUGUCAGGCUAAUUCUCUGUCUGCAGUCACUUCCACCAGACCUUAAGAGUUGCCAGGUCUCUGUCACACACCUCCAUUCACAGCAGAAAGGACGUGAUGCUUUUACUAAACUUUCUUAUCCUAGUACCUGCUUCAGGGGCUCAAGGAACUGGAAAGAUACUUUCUCUUCUUCCUUUCCCUCACUCCAUCCCUCUCUUUACUUCUCAUACUUCCUGUAAAACAUUAGUAAGAUAAGAAUUAAAAGUCACACGAAUCCCACCAA